UCGGUGGAGAAGUCUGGUGGUGUUGCAGCCGAAGUACGCUUUGGUGUUAGAAGCUUCGGAGCGACAAUCUUCGAGUUUUUAGAGCGGCCUUUGCCAUGACUGCCCAGGGGGGCCUGGUGGCCAACCGAGGCCGGCGUUUCAAGUGGGCCAUAGAGCUGAGCGGAUCUGGAGGAGGUAGCAGGGGCCGAAGUGACCGGGGCAGUGGCCAAGGAGACUCACUGUACCCAGUCGGUUACUUGGACAAGCAAGUGCCUGAUACCAGCGUGCAAGAGACAGACCGGAUCCUGGUGGAGAAGGUACAGAGCGCUGCUGGGACAUUGCCUUGGGUCCCCUCAAACAGAUUCCCAUGAACCUCUUCAUCAUGUACAUGGCAGGCAAUACUAUCUCCAUCUUCCCUACUAUGAUGGUGUGCAUGAUGGCCUGGCGACCCAUUCAGGCACUUAUGGCCAUUUCAGCCACUUUCAAGAUGUUAGAAAGUUCAAGCCAGAAGUUUCUUCAGGGUUUGGUCUAUCUCAUCGGGAACCUGAUGGGUUUGGCAUUGGCUGUUUAUAAGUGCCAGUCCAUGGGACUACUGCCUACACAUGCAUCAGAUUGGUUAGCCUUCAUCGAGCCCCCUGAGAGGAUGGAAUUCAGUGGUGGAGGACUGCUUUUGUGAGCCUGAGAAGGAAGCACCUGGUGUGCCUAUGUAUUUGGGUCUUAUUUAUAGCCUUCUUUAAGCCCAGUGGCUCCUCAGCAUACUCCCUCUUAACAUUGAAACACUCAUGUUGAAAAUAAAAUAACUGAAAAGCUUUCUUUUCUCCAUGGUGAGGAGAUAGAUUCUAGAAAGACAAUGUGCAUACUACUACAAACAAAAAGAAACAAUACCACAACUCUGACUGAAAAUAAUGUAGAAAACUUUAUUUAUGUUUCCAGUACAGAGCAAAACAAAACCGUAACUCUAUGUAAACAAAUGAGUGGUUGCUGCUAAAUCAAGAACUGUAGCAGCAUCUCUUUUUAAUAAAUUAAAUGGUUGAGAACAAUGCUUAA
Carlito syrichta (Philippine tarsier) is the source of this 1026-nucleotide messenger RNA. RefSeq names its product ER membrane protein complex subunit 4 (gene EMC4). Bases 347 to 655 code for a protein of 102 amino acids. The record is from RefSeq and is a predicted model, not a curated record. NCBI's taxonomy places the organism in Eukaryota, Metazoa, Chordata, Mammalia, Primates, Tarsiidae. The transcript has 5 exons. Gene Ontology annotation, biological process: protein folding in endoplasmic reticulum. Gene Ontology annotation, cellular component: EMC complex.